This is a messenger RNA of Fusarium odoratissimum NRRL 54006, 3791 nucleotides long. RefSeq lists its product as uncharacterized. The coding region runs from base 2356 to 3303 and encodes 315 amino acids. The transcript has a single exon. The record is from RefSeq and is a predicted model, not a curated record. NCBI's taxonomy places the organism in Eukaryota, Fungi, Ascomycota, Sordariomycetes, Hypocreales, Nectriaceae.
CCCUUAUACUGCACAACUGAUCGUGCAGGCAGUCACCAGUAGCAGAAGUUUUCUCUCUCAUCUCCUCUUGCAAAGUUGAAUUAUGACCAUAAAACACGAUAGAAAAUGUACCGUUACACGGACCGAGAGUCAAAAAGAAGCUUUGAUCAACCCUCAGGUCAUUUCACUACCCUACACAAGCAGAGUCAACUCAACCGCCUGACUCCUGAUCCUCGCAUGAUUUCACAAACAGCACAUUGCAGGAGGAGAGAACGCCAUCGGAGAGAAGACUCAGGUCUGGCGGCUACAGUGCAAUCUUCUUGAUGGCAUUGGAUACCGAAAGUGACAACAUUGAGUAUACGCAGAUACGCAUGUACACCGAUGUUUCAAGCACAGUCAUCAGCCUUUCCAAUAUUGAGCACAUCACCGCUCUUCUUUCGAUCCACCACCCACCAUCCCAUCCUGCUUGAUCAGUCUGCCUUGGCAUAUUCAGUUACUUCUAACCGAGAAACCGGGUUGAUAUGCUAGACAUGGUUCGUGGAUACGCAGCAUACAGAAUGAACCGUGCAGAAUGCAGACCUUCUCUCCCUGUCACACUUAUAAAACCACAUAAUUAUCUCCACUCCUAGAUAGCGACCACUUCGAGUCUGCCAGCCAAUGGAUCAGGUUAGCUCUCCCGAUCCUGAGAGAUCGAUUUGGAGAAAAACGUGGUCUUGGGACCAAAACCAGCCACGCAUCCGUACCUGCUGAUGUGCUGUUAUCGGAGAAAUUGGAUCAUAUCGAUGGCAAAACGAAAUAGGACCCCGAUAUUAUUGUCUGACAUUCAUUCGCUCAGCCUUCACUCAUCACCAUUGCUAUCUGCAGUCACCAAGGAUGCCCACUGCUCGUUGCCCCAAGUCAGAUCUCACUGCCAAUCAUAACCAGACUUGGUAAAGGCGUUCAUUCUUGAACAGUCCCAGAACCAGUUCACCGGCACCAAUCGCGUACCAUCCCGCCUCAAGUUAACGGACUCCACACGGGGUUACCCGACAUCCCUUGCAGGUUCCCGUCCAAGCCCUUCCGCCUCACUUCAAGCACAUUUUGUUAAGCCAACCAUACCGCCGGGUCCAUACCAAACUCCCAGUUCUUAUACAGUAUGGAGUGUAGGAUCGGAAGAUGCCUCGGUACCUCCACCGCGAUAGAGAGGACACAUCUUCAGAUUUCCAACCAGGAGAAAAAGAUCGAAAACAAGCCAAGAAUGGACAACUCAAUCAACUACACUCCUUUGGUGUGUUGAGCUGAGCUGAAAGUGUCUGUUCGCGCGCUGACCCACGCUCUCGGACAACUGUCACCUACGGAUACUAGCCCCGUGAUAGACAAUCGACAUUCCCGGCACCAUGAGCGGUCACCUCCAGAUGACUGUAUGUAGCUGGGUAGAUUGUACUCCGUGCUGAGGAGGUCCUGAUUCUGAUUGAUCUCUCCGGCCCUAGCAUCGCGCCGCAUCGGUCUUGCCCACUGGCAGGCUUUUGCGUCGUAUGCAGCCACGACUGGGAUAGUCUGCCACCGUCCAACUCACAUCAGGCCAUUAUCCAAGACAUAUUUCACUAAUGCUAUAGACACACGAACUGAUCGAGUGUCUCCGGAUGCUGAGCGUUGUCUUGUUGCUGUUUCGACUCAGUACGAACACGACGAGAUAUCCUAGUCAAACAUUUGAUCAAAAAGCAAGAGAAGACUAUAAAUCAUAUUUCAAGUAAGAUGAUGAGCUAAAAAGGACGACGAGGGGAAAUGACGGGCGUUGUGAGGCGUUUGGCAGAUUUGCUUUUUACAAGACAAGUGAGAGUCGAGAGGUAAACAAGAAGCGCGAAAUGUUCGAUAAAGUGUGAUCGUCCACUCAACAUCUUGCACCAUCUGCGGCUCCCCCGGUCUCAUCACCACUUUGUUCCUUGGAAAGCUGUCUCAUUGGUAGAUUGACCGAGACACCAGAAUCCGCCAUGCAGCAUGCCGCCAUCGAACCGCUGAGGGCGGUGUCGGUGAACCAUCCCGGUUUUAGUAACCUGUGACACAGUACAGCACGUAGUCUAUCUACUUACUAUCUACCACCUACAUACCUUACAUGCAUGCGUGCAUGCAUGCAUGUACCGCGUCCGACGAUGGCUUCACGAGGAUCAAUUAUUUUCCCCGCCCCGGACGUGCCGCAAACGGUCAUGGUCCCCCCCUACUUGUAGGUAUGACACCGUUUCCGUCUGUCCUCGUGAGAACCCCUGCUCUGGGGUUUGACACUAUAUACCCGACGUGAGAUUAAAACCGCCGCUCAUACCUCUUGGUUGGCAGCCAACCUUUGAUGUCUUCUGCUGGUCUUUACUCUCUGGAGUUCAUAUACUCCACCCUCUGGUUACUAUGAUGGAGAUGUCUGCUUCGUCCCAUGGCCUCGAGACCAUGGCGUCUUUGUCCCUCUCAACCUCAGCUACGACCGACUUUAAUUCUUUACCAACGGAACUUCGUCUAAAGAUAUGGUCACGAGCGAGUGAGCCUCGUAUCGUUUUAUACGGUGAUCUGGUUCAAAAGAGCCGGUCUUAUCCCUUGCCUACCGUUACACAACUCAAUGCGGAAGCGCGAGAUGAAACUCGGCUGGGGUACGAACCAAUUGGUAAUGGAUCAUACUUCGACUUCUCCAGGGACAUCCUCCUCUGUGACCACAAGAUCUCAGAUCAGGUGACCGACCAGUACCUAGAUGGUCUCGCCCCGCGGAUACGGCGUCUUGUCUUCUGGGACUGCUUCCCUGAUGAUGGACGGGUGGAGGGACCCUAUCACUAUUCUGUCUAUCUAUCAGCGUGUUACCGGCAGCCAGAUUUUGGGAAAAUCGAAUUCGACAGGUUUUGGUUCCCUAACGUGGAUGAUAUGUGGAUUGUCAAGGUGGGGGAAAUCGACCCAGCGUGGAUGGUCCAGGUGAACCCAAAGUUGCCAUAUGAAAUGCGACUUCAACAGUUGGCGAAGCAGUUCAGAUACUGGGUGGACGAGAACAUCAUUGAGAUGGCACCCCUGGACCUGAGGGAGCCAGAAUCACAGGCUGUCUUGCAUGACGGACGUUGCGGCAAAGAAGAUUGCCAUGAACUCAACAAACAGCGCAGCAUAAUGUUGUCCAAGGUUGUCUUCCUCGACGGUAGAUACAAGGCUCCCGAUGACGGACAGAAAUGGAUCCGAAUCAUUUCAUGGCAAGCUGGUGAAGAUAAAGCCGUAUACGAAAACAGGAUGAGAUGGGUGGUUGUCGAGAGAAUUCUGACAUUUGAUUUGCAACGAGAUGGAUGGAGCGAAUCUGGAGUGGAAGUGAGACGACGUAGCAGUUGAAGGUAAUAGAAGUGGAUGGGGGAUACCUUUGACAGGCGCAAGGCUUUGCCAUACUGAACGACAAGAACAGUACCUCCUGGACAACUAAUAUCUGCGUGAAGUUCAACAACGGCACCAACACAGGGAAGAACAAUUUGACACUCCCUGAGGGUAAAUGAAGAACAGACAUGUAGAAGGGCUCAGGAUUUAAAGAAAACUUGUUGGACUAUUAUGUCCAACCAGAAAUGACGGACACAACGAUCGGAACAAGCUGCGGUCUAGCGCUAUCAUUUUGCGCAACUCAAUGAUGAAACAAGCAACGGUAUCUAAUUAUUUAAAUAUUCAUUCAAAACAUACUGAGGUAUGUUGUUUCUGUUAUAUAUUGCAUUUAUAAAUUUCAUUUUCGAAACAAGCGGAACGAUAAAAGAAACGACAAAACUGAAAGACUAUUUCCUCAAUCCUUAGGUAAACCUGCAUAUUAUAAUCGAACUUCUGAAUAGCUAAUGUUG